UCUCUGAUUAUUCCUAGACUAGAUUCCCUGAAGUGGAAUUACAAGGGCAAAUGCCCAUGUCCUCAUCGCAUUUCUGUCCCAGCUCGGAGGCCCUGAGUGUGUGUUUCCUGCCCUUAGGGCGUGUGAACGUGAAAAAUGAGGAAAUUGAUGACAUGAUCAAGGAAGCUCCAGGUCCCAUUAACUUUACGGUGUUCCUGACGAUGUUUGGGGAGAAACUUAAGGGGGCAGACCCCGAGGAGACCAUUCUCAAUGCGUUCAAAGUGUUUGACCCCGAAGGCAAAGGAGUGCUCAAGGCUGAUUACAUUAAGGAGAUGCUGACCACACAGGCGGAGAGAUUUUCCAAGGAGGAGGUAACAAGACCCUUUGGACAUUCUCUUUACUCCAGCUCUUGCCGUCACCCUUCCAGGGACUCCAUUUCCCUCUUUUUAAAAAACACUCCUGACUCCACAUUGAGAGAGAACCUGCUAUUGUUUACUGAGCCCUUAUCUCAUUUCAUCCUCUCAAUCACCCUAUGAGGUAGAGUCUAGUAU
Hipposideros armiger (great roundleaf bat) is the source of this 530-nucleotide messenger RNA. RefSeq names its product myosin regulatory light chain 2, ventricular/cardiac muscle isoform-like. The record is from RefSeq and is a predicted model, not a curated record. Gene Ontology annotation, molecular function: calcium ion binding. Lineage: Eukaryota; Metazoa; Chordata; Mammalia; Chiroptera; Hipposideridae. Bases 51 to 515 code for a protein of 154 amino acids. The transcript has 3 exons.